Didymodactylos carnosus is the source of this 2433-nucleotide messenger RNA. NCBI's taxonomy places the organism in Eukaryota, Metazoa, Rotifera, Eurotatoria, Philodinida, Philodinidae. The record is from the annotation of a GenBank genome assembly.
AUGGGUAAUACAGAUUCUAAAGUUGAUUUUCGUGUAGCCGUUGUGCAGCUGACGUCUCGUAGUCAACAAAUUGAAGAUGAGUCAUUUUGGGAUCAAUUUUGGUCAGACAAAAUCUCUAGUGUACAAGAUAUUUUUGCAUUAAUACCCGCAGCUGAGAUACGUGCAUUAAGAGAAGAAACACCAUCGAAUUUAGCUACAUUAUGUAUUAAAGUGGUUGAUCGUCUAGUACUAGCAGCUGAACAUUCUUGUCAAACUCAGCGUGAUCAGGUUGCAGCUAUCAAUUGUGUUCGAUUACUGACACGUUUACUACCGUAUAUCUUUGAAGAACCAGAAUGGCGUGGAUUCUUUUGGUCAGAUAUUCCAAACAAACAGCCUCAAAAUGCACGAAACGAAAGUGGAGAUUUUUCCAGUAGUCAGCCAUUAGCCGAACGUCUGCUUCAAACAUUAUCGGACUUAUUGUUCUGCCCUGACUUUACCGUUGCCUCGAAGAAGAAAAAAGGACCUGAAAAUCCAGAAGAUAUUCAUACAAUUGAUAGUUGUGAAUAUAUUUGGGAAGCGGGUGUUGGAUUUGCUCAUUCACCAACGCACUAUCCACAAAAUGAUCGAAAUCGUGCCGAAAUAUUAAAAUUAUUAUUGACAUGUUUUUCCGAGGCAAUUUAUAUGGCGCCCUCAAUUGAUCUUCAUUUGCAACCGAAUAAAUGGCUGACAUAUUUUACGUCGGGGAAUAAUAGACAAACAUUACCAUUGUUUACAUCAUUGUUGAACAUCGUAUUUUCCUAUGAUCCUGUUGGUUAUUUACCAUAUAAUUAUCUUUUAUUUACUGAUACACGUGAACCAUUAGUUGAAGUUGCUGCCCAAUUGUUGUGUAUUGCGCUUGAUAAUACGGCAUUUUCGGAUGGAAAUAUAUCGUCAAACGCAGAUUAUAUGUCAUCAACAACAACAAAAACUAUUGUUUCUCCAAAUAAUCAAAAUAUAUCAAAUUCAUUAAACUCAACGUCAUCAUCUUCAGAGGAUUGUGCAAAUUUAUUUGUUAAUUAUUUAUCAAGAAUUCAUCGUGAUGAAGAUUUUGCAUUUUUAUUGAAAGGUUUUUGUCGUUUAUUAAAUAAUCCGUUGAUACAAACUUAUCUACCUGGUUCAUGUAAAAAAAUUGGCUUUCAUCAAGAACUAUUGAUAUUAUUUUGGAAAUUUUGUGAUCGAAAUAAAAAAUUUCUUUAUUACGUACUCAAAAGCAGCGAGGUACUUGACAUUCUGGUUCCUAUUCUUUAUUAUUUAAAUGAUGCACGAUCAGACUCUUCCAAAGUUGGUUUAAUGCAUAUUGGAGUUUUCAUUCUGUUAUUACUUAGUGGUGAACGCAAUUUUGGUGUAAGAUUAAACAAACCGUAUCAGACUCGUGUUCCAAUGGAUAUACCUGUUUUUACUGGUACACAUGCUGAUUUUCUCAUUAUUGCUUUUAGUUCACCAUGGUUUCUAUUCUCUGCGUCGGACAAUCAUCAUUUGGUAUUUUUUCUAUUGGAAGCAUUUAAUAAUCUAAUACAGUAUCAGUUUGACGGCAAUGCCAAUCUUGUUUAUACAGUUAUUCGAAAACGUCAAAUAUUUUUUUCGCUUAGUAAUUUAGCAACUGAUUCACAUUCCAUAAGUAAAUUAUGUUCAAAAUCUGUUACGAAUAGUGGUGGUGGUACUAAUAUUACUAGUAAAAAAGACUCGCAAUCAUCUCAGCAAGCAUUGGGAACAACAAUCAGUGUAUUUUCUCCAUCGAGAUCAUCAUUUACUUCAGAUGGGGAAUCAAUUAGCAAAGAGCAACAAACUACUACUGCAGCGGGAAGUAACAAUAGUAAUGCUAUGACAACAACGCUAGCUGAAACACCUUCUAUUCAUAAAAUGACUGAGCGAACAUUGGCUGCAUCUUCAAGUUUUGAUCAACCGUCACCAUCAUCAUCGCCGAAUGAAAAACAACGGACAUCUUCCACUACGAAUGGAUCUUCGAAUGAAAAUAUUACGUCCUUAUUAAAUAAUAAAACUGAUAACAGAGUACUAGAUCAUUCACGAACAUCCUCACCGUUAUCAGUUGUUAGUCGUGAAGGAAGUGUAAGCAUGGAAUGGACACCAACGCCAGAAUGGGCACAAAGUUGGAAACAAAAACUACCGCUACAAACAAUAAUGCGUUUAUUACAAGUAUUAGUACCACAAGUUGAAAAAAUAUGUAUGGAUCGUGGUUUGACUGAUGAAAGUGAAAUAAUUAAAUUUCUGCAACAUGGUACAUUAGUGGGAUUAUUACCAGUACCACAUCCAAUACUGAUCAGAAAAUAUCAACCAAAUUCUGGUACUGUUAUGUGGUUUAGAACAUACAUGUGGGGCGUUGUUUAUCUCAGGAAUGUGGAUCCACCAAUAUGGUAUGAUACCGAUGUAAAAUUAUUUGAAAUUCAACGUGCUUAA